UCUGGACCAAGAGGAACCAGAGAUACUACAGAGUACAGAGGAGCAGGAGGUUGAUACAUUAAUGUUGACUCCUGUUAAAGAGGAAAGUGACCACAUGGAACCAGAACCAGACAGUGACCACCAGCUCCUCUCUCACAGCUCUCCUGUAGCUCAGAGUCAAGAUCAGACAGGAAGUCACCAUGUUGACUCUUUGUCUAAUAGUCAUGCAGAGUCAAGGCCAUGCAUUACCAAAGUAGAAAACUGUGACACUUCAAAGAUAGAGUCUGAAACUUACACAGGUAAAAAGUCUUUAAAAUGUGACACUUGUGGAAAAAGGUUUGUUUAUAAGUCUCGACUGAUUAUACACAUGAAAGUCCACGCAGGAGAGAAACCAUUUUCUUGCACAACAUGUGGAGCGCGUUUUAUUUCGCGUAAGGACUUGAUAGUCCAUGAAAGAAUUCACUACGGUGAAAGGCCAUAUUCCUGUAAAACAUGUGGAAGGAGUUUUGCUCUCAAGCAGAGUUUGACAGGCCAUGAAAGAAUUCACUCUGGUGAGAAGCCCUAUUCCUGUAAAACAUGUGGAAAGGAUUUUGCUCUAAGCCAGAAUUUGGCAGUCCAUGAAAGAAUUCACUCUGGUGAGAGGCCAUAUUCCUGUAAAAUAUGUGGAAAGCGUUUUAUUCAAAGCCAGAGUUUGACAGUCCAUGAAAGAAUUCACUCUGGUGAGAAGCCAUAUUCCUGUAAAAUAUGUGGAAAGCGUUUUCUUAGAAGUUCGCAUGUGAUAAUACAUGAAAGAAUUCACUCUGGUGAGAAGCCCUAUUUCUGUAAAACAUGUGGAAAGAGUUUUACUCAAAGGCAGGAUUUGAUAAGACAUGAAAGAAUUCACUCUGGUGAGAAGCCAUAUUCCUGUAAAACAUGUGGAAAGGGUUAUAGUCGAAAAUUGUGUUUGACAAUCCAUGAAAGAACUCACUCAGGCAAGAAGCCAUAAACCUGUACAACGCGUUCAGUCAAGGUUUGUCUUUGGUAGAACAUAAAAAAAACCUAAUUUAAGUCAGAAGCCAUGUUUCUGUAAAACGUGGUAAGUGCUUUAUUUGAAAGGAGAAUUUGCCAAUCCAUAUAAAACCACACAGAAGUGAAGCCUUUCUCCUGUGAAACAUGUGGAAAGGAUUCUUGAUAUAAGUUCAGUUUGAUAGAACAUGAAAGAAUUCAGGCAGUUCAUCCAUCUUAAGUCUUUUACGUUCCAGCAUCAUUUCCUCCCCCUUGGCCUCUGUAACGUGAAAAUAAUUUAUACUUCCAUGGUUACCUAGGUGGCACCCAGGUUUAGUUUUCCAGUAAACCCUACUCUACCCUCCCACCCUGUUCCCUCUCCAAUUUCCCAGUGUCCAUAUAAUCAACAAAACCCCCUCUGUGAAAUAAUUUUUUUUUGGGCUUUUUAUGGCCUUUAGGGAGGUUUUACAAAU
This is a messenger RNA of Solea senegalensis (Senegalese sole), 1436 nucleotides long. RefSeq names its product zinc finger protein 239-like. Gene Ontology annotation, biological process: regulation of transcription by RNA polymerase II. The record is from RefSeq and is a predicted model, not a curated record. NCBI's taxonomy places the organism in Eukaryota, Metazoa, Chordata, Actinopteri, Pleuronectiformes, Soleidae. Bases 62 to 964 code for a protein of 300 amino acids. The transcript has a single exon. Gene Ontology annotation, molecular function: RNA polymerase II cis-regulatory region sequence-specific DNA binding; DNA-binding transcription factor activity.